Drosophila nasuta is the source of this 2154-nucleotide messenger RNA. RefSeq names its product glycine receptor ora transientless (gene ort). Gene Ontology annotation, biological process: monoatomic ion transmembrane transport. NCBI's taxonomy places the organism in Eukaryota, Metazoa, Arthropoda, Insecta, Diptera, Drosophilidae. Bases 416 to 1870 code for a protein of 484 amino acids. Gene Ontology annotation, cellular component: membrane. Gene Ontology annotation, molecular function: transmembrane signaling receptor activity; extracellular ligand-gated monoatomic ion channel activity. The record is from RefSeq and is a predicted model, not a curated record. The transcript is spliced from 5 exons.
UCGAACGGCAAAGACGUUCAGAUCGGCCAUAAAUCACAACCAUAAUUAACUCAACAUAUACAAAGUGUUGUCAAAAUAAUCAAGUCAACUAAAUAAUUAAUAAUAAUUACUAAAAUAUAUUUUAUUGUGCAAUAAAAAAACAUUUCAAAAAUAUCAAAAAUAAUCAACCAGAAAUGUUUUAAAGAAUUGAAAUCAGACGCAAAAUGUUGCUCUUGGCAGUGUCUAGAUGAUGUUAUAUAAUCGUUGCUAAGAUUUGAUAAUCCGUGAAAUCUACAGCAAAUUUUUAAUUGUGCCAGAAUUGUUUAAUCUCAGAAAUCCAAAGUGAAACUCAAUUUUUAAAGGACUCAAACUUUUCAACUAACCUGAGCAGAGAACCUGAGCAAAGAAAGAGAGAAGAAUACUUCAAGUCACAGCCAUGGUCGCACAAAUAAUCCUGCUCGUCAUCUGCUGCAUUUGCCUGAAACAUUAUGCCAAGGGGGAAUUUCAACAAAGUCUGGCCAUCACCGAUAUUCUGCCCGAGGAUAUUAAGCGUUAUGAUAAAAUGCGACCACCCAAAAAGGAAGGGCAACCCACAAUUGUCUACUUCCAUGUAACCGUGAUGGGGUUGGACUCCAUCGAUGAGAACUCGAUGACCUAUGUGGCCGAUGUGUUCUUUGCCCAAACCUGGAAGGAUCAUCGUCUUCGUCUGCCCGAGAACAUGACUCAGGAGUAUCGCCUGCUGGAAGUUGACUGGCUGAAGAACAUGUGGCGACCCGAUUCCUUCUUCAAGAAUGCCAAGUCGGUGACCUUCCAAACGAUGACCAUACCCAAUCAUUAUAUGUGGCUUUACAAGGACAAAACCAUACUCUAUAUGGUCAAGUUGACUCUCAAGUUAUCCUGCAUCAUGAACUUUGCCAUCUACCCACAUGAUACGCAGGAAUGCAAGCUGCAAAUGGAGAGCUUGUCUCACACCACAGAUGAUUUGAUCUUUCAAUGGGAUCCCACCACGCCUCUGGUGGUCGAUGAAAACAUUGAGCUGCCCCAAGUGGCGCUGAUACGCAACGAGACAGCGGACUGCACACAGGUCUAUUCCACGGGCAAUUUCACCUGCCUCGAGGUGGUUUUUACGCUGAAACGUCGCCUGGUGUAUUAUGUAUUCAACACCUACAUUCCGACCUGUAUGAUUGUGAUCAUGUCCUGGGUGUCCUUUUGGAUCAAGCCGGAGGCGGCACCUGCUCGAGUCACACUGGGCGUGACUUCGCUGCUAACGCUUUCGACGCAACAUGCGAAGUCGCAAUCUUCGUUGCCGCCCGUCUCCUAUUUAAAGGCCGUCGAUGCCUUCAUGUCUGUCUGCACGGUGUUUGUGUUCAUGGCCCUGAUGGAGUAUUGCCUGAUCAAUAUUGUGCUAAGCGAUACACCGAUACCCAAGCCCAUUGCGUAUCCGCCCAAACCAGUGGCCGGGGAGGCGGGCAAGAAGGAGGCAGAGGCCGGAUCGACACAGCCACCGGGUGGCAGUAAUGCGGCAAACAAUAAGCAGCCAACGAUGUUGCCGCUGCCCGAGGAGAAAAUGGAGAAAAUCGAGAAGAUCUUCGACGAGAUGACCAAAAAUAAGCGAAUUGUGACUACUACAAGAAGGGUUGUGCGUCCGCCGCUGGAUGCCGAUGGUCCCUGGAUACCGCGUCAGGAGUCGCGCAUCAUCUUGACCCCGACCAUUGCGCCACCGCCGCCCCCGCCUGCACCGGAACCGGAGAUGCCAAAGCCAAAGCUAACGCCCGCUCAGGAGCGUUUAAAGCGUGCCAUUUACAUCGAUCGUUCAUCGCGUGUGCUCUUUCCCGCACUCUUUGCCAGUCUCAAUUGCAUCUAUUGGAUUGUGUUCUACGAGUAUCUGUAAGAUACAUGUGUCAGUCUGUGGCUGGCUCUCGUGUAAAUAUGAGUCUUUCCAUCUCCAAGUCGUACAACUUUAUUAACUGUUAAUUGUUCGCAAUAUAUGUAGACAUCUAUAUAAACAUGCAUAUUUACUCUUAAGACGAUGAAUUUUAAACUGAAAUCACAACUCAAAGAAAACUUAUAUAUAUAAUAUGUAUAUCUCUUACGAAUGAAUGAAUCAUUUAAAUGCGAGUAUAUGAAUUCAAUUCCUAAAUGCUUAAUGUUAAAAUUUCAAUGGCGUUGUAGCUG